UCAACAUGUGCCGUUCACCACCUCCACACUUCUUCACCUCCUUUUGAUCGCCGUACUGUCACCGGGGUCUUAUUUGUUCUCAUCUCCUAGUGCAGGUUUUUAUUUUUGAAAGAGUGUUUUAAAAAAAAAAUAUAUUAUUAUUAAUAUUGCGGGGCCGUCAUGGAGAAGCUGCGGCGUCAGUCUGCAGCCUGCGAGUCACAUCCUUUCUACCACGAAGUGAAGAUGAGCAGCACCCAAAGGAUCAGGGGUGUCCUCCAAGGAAGCGUCCUCUUCCCACUUCGGCUCGUCCUGAUGAGCGUCUUCAUGCUCCUCAUGUGGCCCCUGGCCCUCCUUCGCUUGGUCGGCCUGUCGGCGGAGGAGCGCUCCCGUCCCAUCACGGGCUGGCGCCGAUGGCUGUUCCACCCGCCCAUAUGGUUGCUGAGCCGGGCCGUCUUUUUCUGCAUGGGCUUUGUGUGGAUCAAGGUGAAAGGUCGGCGGGCCGACCUCAAGGAGGCGCCGGUGUUGGUGGUGGCGCCUCAUAGUAGCUUUCUGGACAUGCUGGUUCUGUGUCCCACCCAACUCCCCACGGUGGUGUCCCGCUCCGAAAACACCAGCUUGCCGGUCAUUGGCGCACUCCUGGAGUUCAACCAGUCGGUCAUGGUGAGCCGAAGUGAUCCGGACUCCAGACGAAAAGCCGUGGCCCAGAUCACAGAGAGGAUAACCUCCAACGGCUACUGGCCCCAGAUGCUGAUGUUCCCUGAAGGCACCACGACCAACGGCAGCGCUCUCAUCAAGUUCAAACCCGGUGCCUUUCUCUCAGGAGUCCCGGUCCAGCCAGUUCUAUUGCGAUACUCCAACAAAGUGGACACUGUUCGCUGGUCCUACACGGGGACAACAUGGUAUGAGGCGCUGUGGCACACCGGCUCACAGCUCUUCACCAACAUCACCGUGGAGUUCUUGCCCGUCUACACACCCUCGCCGGAGGAGAGGUCUGACCCCAGCUUGUACGCCGACAACGUGCAGAAGCUCAUGGCCGAUGUCCUCAGGAUCCCGGCUACAGACUACGUGAUGGACGGAGGCGUGCCCGUCUGCAAAGUGGGCGGUCUCUCAGUACCGCUGGUGUCGCCCGGCCAUCGAACGCUGACUCUGCUGCACAGGGCUGGCUUGGGAGUAUGUGAGGUGGAAGCGGCACUGGACAGAAUACUUGACCGGUGUCAGACCGUCACCCAGGGGUCAAUGGUGAGUGCCAAAGAGCUGUCCUCGCUUCUUGGACUGGCGGACCAGCGGACAUCGGUUACCAUCCUCAGCUUUUACUCCAAGGAAAAAAUGGUGGACCUGAGGCAAAUCUAUUUGAAUGUGGCAGCCCUCUCUGGCCUGGUUAGCAUCAAGUCUCUCCUUCACACAGCCUUCAGUUUGUUUGGCGUAAAUGACAAAGGAAGUCUGAGUGCUGAGGAGCUUGCUGGCCUGAUGGGGGCGCUGCUGGGCUUACGUCAGCAUCACACUGCUGACCUUUACUUCGCGGCUUCCAACAACGGCCUGUUGACUCCUGAUGACCUUCUGCGGGCGUUGACAAGCCACCCGACCUAUGAGGUAGUGGCGAGCAGGCACCUGCAACCUGGCAAGGCAACAAGUCGGCUGCUGGCCCACAGGAAGGUUGUGAACAACAACAGAGACAUGCUCAAUGGUAACAAAUCUCUCAAAAGGGAAUGAGGAUUUUUUUUUUUUUUUUUUUUUUUUUUUUUUUUUUUUUUACUUCAGUGUGGCUUCAACCAAAAACAAUCCAAACAAAACUAAUUUGGCCAUUUAUGCCAUGUGAAGUCCUUGUAAAUGUAUUUAUGUCUUAUCUAUAACUCUUUUUAAAAAGGAGAAAGCUGUGAAAAAUAAAUGUUUUUAUACAUAUUUCUUCAUUUAUUUUGACAUGUGUAAUUAAAUGCAAAAUUGUUUAUCAUUUUGCACACUUUUAAGAAUGAUCUAUAUUAUAUACGGUUUGUUGUGAUAGCUUGCAAAGUCAAAAGUUUUUAUUUUAAGUG
Nerophis lumbriciformis (worm pipefish) is the source of this 2009-nucleotide messenger RNA. RefSeq names its product lysophosphatidylcholine acyltransferase 4 (gene lpcat4). Gene Ontology annotation, molecular function: calcium ion binding; lysophosphatidic acid acyltransferase activity; 1-acylglycerophosphocholine O-acyltransferase activity. Lineage: Eukaryota; Metazoa; Chordata; Actinopteri; Syngnathiformes; Syngnathidae. The record is from RefSeq and is a predicted model, not a curated record. Gene Ontology annotation, biological process: phosphatidylcholine acyl-chain remodeling. Gene Ontology annotation, cellular component: endoplasmic reticulum.